UAUGUUGUGUUGUUUACUGCAAUCGUAUGAAUCAAUUGAAUCAUACAUUCAUUUCAAACAAAACACUAAACACUAAACAAUCGGACAAACAGUCAGUCAGUCAAGUCGUGUAUAUAUAUAUAUCGAUCGCACCGUUAGUUUGUUUAAUAUUUAAUAACUACUACUCAGUCGUCGUCGUCGUCAACCAUCAUCAGCACCGACAAAACGCGACAAAACGGCGGCGUUUAUAACAACUGCAAACAUCCAACUAAUUAAGAGACAACUGUCCACUAAUAGAGGACUAUUAGUACCGUUAUUGAAGACAAUUCAAGCACCAGUAGUAGUCAGUAAUCAUUGUCUACCAGUGCGCAGAAAUAUGGCCAACAAUACUACAAAUGGCGACCCGAAGUCGGCUAAAACAAUGUACGAGUUUAGUGCCAAAGAUUUGGACGGCAAUGAGGUACCGUUAGAUCGAUACAAAGGUCAUCCGACUCUUGUAGUGAAUGUGGCCUCGAGUUGCGGCCUACAGAAGACCAAUACCAAACAGCUGAACGAAUUGUAUGCCAAAUACGAGGCCCAAGGCUUGAGGAUAUUGGCCUUUCCGUCCAAUCAGUUUAAUCAGGAAAAGGGAUGCGAUGUCGAUAUCAAAGAGUUUGCUAAGAAAAACGAUGUCCACUACGAUAUGAUGAGCAAAGUCGAUGUCAAUGGCGAAUCGGCACAUCCAGUAUACAAAUGGCUUAAGAAUCAGCAGGGUGGCUUCAUAUCCGAUGCCAUCAAAUGGAACUAUACUAAAUUUUUGGUCGACAAACAUGGCAUACCUAUCAAACGUUAUGCACCAACGGUUGAACCCAAAGAUAUCGAGAAGGACCUGAAGGCCCAGCUCUAGACAGUUGGUUAGUAGAGAGAGAGAGAGGCUAACGGUUCCCACUCUCUCUCUCUCUCUCUCUCUACCACUCUCUUCCUCAUUGAUUAUUAUAUUUACUGAUAAUAUAUAGUAUAUUAUAUAUAUAUAUAUAUAUAUAUACCUAUCCAUAGG
This is a messenger RNA of Oppia nitens, 1015 nucleotides long. RefSeq names its product phospholipid hydroperoxide glutathione peroxidase-like. Gene Ontology annotation, molecular function: glutathione peroxidase activity. The coding region runs from base 356 to 865 and encodes 169 amino acids. The transcript is spliced from 4 exons. Gene Ontology annotation, biological process: response to oxidative stress. The record is from RefSeq and is a predicted model, not a curated record. NCBI's taxonomy places the organism in Eukaryota, Metazoa, Arthropoda, Arachnida, Sarcoptiformes, Oppiidae.